Molecule: messenger RNA, 396 nt
Organism: Gongylonema pulchrum
Lineage: Eukaryota; Metazoa; Nematoda; Chromadorea; Rhabditida; Gongylonematidae
Source: the annotation of a GenBank genome assembly
AUGCUGGACGUCGUCAUCACGGUCGUUGCAUUUGCACCGCAUGCACGGCCAUACUUCCAGCUUCAACCAGACGGACCAAUGUUUACGGCGCAGGAAUUUGUUGCGACGCGUUUUGGUUCCACGAAAAUUAAAAGUCACCAGGGCGUGGAUGCUGGUCUUGGAUAUCACCCGUUCACGGCGCCGUCGCUUUAUGCAUAUCUACAGCUUUUAAUCUUUUUAAAUGCACUGGCAUGCUUAACAGAUUGGUCAGAAAAACUGGAAGAGGAAUUUGCCGAAACGACGCCAAAUACAGAUGAAACGAGAAAAGAGCAAAAUGGAGCUGAUGAUCAGAAUUCGGUACCGCAAAAUCCGGACAACAACGCAGACGAUGAAUUACAUGAUGAAUGUAUGUGCUGA